CAACCGCUCUCACCCCCUUCUCUUCCUUCCUUCCUUCCUCCUUUUCUUGCUCCCUCGCUCCUCUCCGCUCCCUUUUUCCCUGGCACGUUCCUCUUUACUCUCUGAGUUAACUGAGCGCUGGGCAGCUACCCCCCCCCCCUCCAACAUUUUCACCCUCUCCCCAGCCCCCAUUACCAAGAAUGGAGUCAGGAUUUUCGGAGAGACCAAACUCCCCUCUUAGCAUCUUUUCCGUCCUCUGUUGCUAAACUGGCCUCAGAGGACGAGGGGGGAGGGAAUUCCGACCCCCUUCACACUACAACCCCAACCACCUCCACUUCAAAGCCGGAUUUUACAUCCUGGGGUCGGGACAGACCUCGUCCCGGGCUGAAUUCUCUUUCUACUGUUCGAGGUUGGCAUAUUCAGAAUGAAGAAGAUGAGCAACAUUUAUGAGUCGGCUGCCAACACACUGGGAAUCUUUAACAGUCCCUGCCUGACCAAAGUUGAGCUGCGUGUGGCGUGCAAAGGCAUUUCUGACAGAGAUGCCCUUUCCAAACCAGACCCCUGUGUCAUCCUCAAAAUGCAGUCCCACGGGCAGUGGUUUGAGGUUGACAGAACAGAGGUGAUUCGCACCUGCAUAAACCCAGUGUACUCAAAACUGUUUACUGUGGACUUUUACUUUGAAGAGGUGCAGCGCCUGCGGUUUGAAGUCCACGACAUUAGCAGCAACCACAAUGGGCUGAAGGAGGCCGACUUCCUUGGAGGCAUGGAGUGCACACUUGGCCAGAUUGUUUCCCAGAGAAAGCUGUCCAAAUCCUUGCUGAAGCAUGGGAACACAGCAGGAAAAUCCUCCAUCACGGUGAUUGCUGAAGAAUUAUCUGGCAAUGACGACUAUGUUGAACUUGCAUUCAAUGCACGGAAAUUGGAUGACAAGGAUUUCUUCAGUAAAUCUGACCCAUUUCUGGAAAUUUUUCGUAUGAAUGAUGAUGCAACUCAGCAGCUCGUGCAUCGAACUGAGGUUGUGAUGAAUAACUUAAGCCCAGCCUGGAAAUCAUUCAAAGUAUCAGUAAAUUCUCUAUGCAGUGGAGACCCAGAUCGCCGGCUGAAGUGCAUAGUAUGGGACUGGGACUCCAAUGGCAAACAUGACUUCAUUGGAGAAUUCACCUCGACAUUCAAGGAGAUGAGAGGAGCAUUGGAAGGAAAACAGGUGCAGUGGGAGUGCAUCAACCCCAAAUACAAAGCCAAGAAGAAGAAUUACAAAAACUCAGGCAUUGUGAUUCUGAAUCAGUGCAAGAUCCACAAGAUGCAUUCUUUCUUGGACUAUAUCAUGGGUGGCUGCCAAAUCCAGUUUACAGUAGCUAUAGAUUUCACUGCCUCAAACGGGGACCCCAGGAACAGCUGUUCCCUGCACUACAUCCACCCUUACCAACCCAACGAGUACCUAAAGGCCUUGGUGGCUGUGGGGGAGAUUUGCCAAGACUAUGACAGUGACAAAAUGUUCCCAGCCUUUGGCUUUGGUGCCAGGAUACCUCCAGAGUACACGGUCUCUCAUGACUUUGCAAUCAACUUUAAUGAAGACAACCCGGAAUGUGCAGGAAUUCAAGGAGUUGUGGAAGCCUAUCAGAGCUGUCUUCCUAAGCUGCAACUCUACGGGCCCACCAACAUUGCCCCCAUCAUUCAGAAGGUCGCCAAGUCCGCAUCAGAGGAGACUAACACCAAGGAGGCCUCGCAAUACUUCAUCCUGCUGAUCCUGACAGACGGCGUCAUUACAGACAUGGCCGACACCCGGGAGGCCAUCGUCCACGCCUCCCACCUCCCCAUGUCGGUCAUCAUCGUGGGAGUAGGGAACGCCGACUUCAGUGACAUGCAGAUGCUAGACGGUGAUGACGGGAUUCUGAGGUCACCCAAGGGAGAGCCUGUCCUUCGAGACAUUGUCCAGUUCGUGCCCUUCAGGAACUUCAAACACGCAUCUCCAGCUGCCCUGGCAAAAAGUGUGUUGGCUGAAGUCCCAAACCAAGUCGUGGACUAUUACAAUGGCAAAGGGAUUAAACCCAAAUGUUCUUCAGAAAUGUACGAGUCUUCCAGGACACUAGCACCAUGAACUCCACACACUUUUACAGAGUUCUGAAAUACUAUUCCUGCUAAUAUUUAAUACUUCUACUAUUGCUGUACUUAAAGAAAAACACAUACACAUUUAAAAAUAGCACGUUUUGGUGAUUUUUAACUAACUGACAAUUUUUUUUGCAUGUGUAGCCCCAAGGCCUGGAUCUGUUAAGCUGUUGUAUUGUUAAAGACUUUUUACAAAAAAAAAAAAAACAUAAAUAACUUACUCUUUACAUUACAGCAUGUCACCUUGAAAUAAAAUGGUAUCUGUAUCCAUUUUUUUAUACAGG
Messenger RNA from Choloepus didactylus (southern two-toed sloth), 2369 nucleotides. It is a transcript of the gene CPNE4, whose product is annotated as copine 4. Gene Ontology annotation, molecular function: calcium-dependent phospholipid binding. The transcript is spliced from 16 exons. Gene Ontology annotation, biological process: cellular response to calcium ion. Bases 404 to 2077 code for a protein of 557 amino acids. The record is from RefSeq and is a predicted model, not a curated record. Gene Ontology annotation, cellular component: plasma membrane. Lineage: Eukaryota; Metazoa; Chordata; Mammalia; Pilosa; Megalonychidae.